Cyclopterus lumpus (lumpfish) is the source of this 1541-nucleotide messenger RNA. Its product is annotated as V-set and transmembrane domain-containing protein 5. Gene Ontology annotation, biological process: positive regulation of excitatory synapse assembly; filopodium assembly. Bases 713 to 1291 code for a protein of 192 amino acids. The transcript has 5 exons. The record is from RefSeq and is a predicted model, not a curated record. NCBI's taxonomy places the organism in Eukaryota, Metazoa, Chordata, Actinopteri, Perciformes, Cyclopteridae. Gene Ontology annotation, cellular component: dendrite; axon; plasma membrane.
AAAGUGGCGAGUGACGGAGAGUGUCUGAGUUCCUGGGGGAGAGUUCCUGGGGGAGGGGGCAGCAAUGGAGGACGACGCUUGGACAGAGAAGGGGGAGAUGAGGAGGUUGGUGUCGGCAGAUCUGACGUUGCGGGUGGGAGUGUGUUGGUGCAGGAGGUCAGAAAGACGCGUGAACACACACUUCCUGUUUGACAUGUUUUACCAGGUGUGUCACAGCAUGAAUACCAGGUGAUUCAACCGCUCCUGGUUUCAUUUUGUGAUUGGCUAGUCUGUCUAGUAUACAGGUGAGUGGUUUUAUUGGGCGGUGGUGGUAGGUAUUGAGAAGGCUAUAUGUGUCUGUCAGAGUAUGUUAAAGUGUGUGGGUGUGCAGUGAGAUCACAGGACGCAGAGUACAUGUUUGCUCAGUAAUCUCUGGCUGAACCUGUCUGUUAGGUGUGGGCUUGCUGGCAUUGACUUGCACAGGUAUGAGGAGAAAUCCACACAGACCUGAGAGAGGAGGGGAACUCCAGCGCUUCUGUGACGAGAACAUUUAAUUUCUCACAAAAGUACGCGGGGAAAGGCACACGCAGGAACACCUGUACAAAGGACAGUGGCAGAUGAAACCCGUGGGAACAAGGGAGGACUGUUUUGGAAGGACAAAGACACUUAAGAAUGUAACAUAACCCAGAGGAGAUUCUUCUACAGCAGUUCGAUCAAUGGGUCUGGGAUUCCAAUGUGGCAUUUCAGGCUCUGGGAUGUACAAGACGUUACUGUGUUUCUCAGCAUCACAUUGUAUAUGUGUUACCUAGCCGGAGCCAUCUCCAUCCACUCUCCCCAGAGGAGCCUGACCAGGUCUGUGCAGGACGAUGUGUUUUUCUCAGUGGACGUUACCUGCAGUGGGGUACCCACCAUACAAUGGACCUUUAUGUCAGGAGCGGUGAGCCGCGCCAUCGGGACCUGGCAGCCGGGGGUGUACACCAACAUAACGGUGGAUUACGGGAACAGAGUGCAGUCCUUCGACAAUGGCUCGAUGGGCCUGUCAGACUUGCGACUACAGGAUGCAGGAUUCUACGUGGUCACCGUCACGGAAAGCGCAGGAAGCAGCAAGGACACUGGCUUUGUCCUGAAAGUGAACGAGGUGCUGUAUGAGGAUCUCCAGUACCUGUCCAUCUCUGCCUUAGCACUGGCCUGUGUGGCCGGCCUUCUCAUGCUGGUCAUGUGGCUGCUGGACAAGGCUUACAGGAAGAUAGUGGCAUGGAGACGCAGGAAACAGAUGCCAGAAACGGACGCGACAGAGCUGCAGCGCCUUUGAUGGACGUCUCGCUGUGCUUUAGACAGGAAAAAGAACUGCAGACUGUUCAUCCAACCUAAGGACUACUUUUUUUAAGUUAGAUGUGUAAGGCUACAUGAAAUAACCGAGUAAUUUUACUAAGUUACUAACAGACAGGAAGAUGGUUUGCCAAUUAUGAAACUGUGUACCCAAAAUGUUGACAUUUGUAUUAAAUACGCAUGCUUUUACAGCACUGAUGAUGAUACUGGAUUGAAUGUAAAUAUAUCACUCA